AUGUCAAUACACGAUCAAUAUCAGCUUGAUUCUUAUGACAAUGAUAUUAUAGCUUUGUCAAAUGAAUCAAAUGUCUUACCUGAACAAUCCACAUCACAAAAUAAUGGUGUUACUGUUAUUACUAAUAGUCUGGGUAAAAGAAUUCAAAAAAAAAAGCUUUUAUGCGCAACAAAAAAUCGAGACCUAGUAAAAGUUGGUCAAGAAUAUGAGUUAUCAACUAGAACAGGAAACUUAAAAUCUCAUUUACGCCAAGUUCAUAGAAUUUUGCCCCCUGAAACAAAUAAUAAAAAUAACCAAUUGGUUAAUAUAGCUUCAAAUCAAUCAUCAUUGCAUGACUUUUUAAAUAAAAAAACACCCUUACCAUCUUCAAAACGUGAUAAAAUUACAAAUCGUAUUUUAGCUUGGGUUGUAGACGAUCUUCAAUCAUUUUAUGCUACCACUAAUAGUUGCUUUCGAGAUAUGAUUCUUGAAUGCGAACCAAGAUUUAUGUUUCU
Dentiscutata erythropus is the source of this 494-nucleotide messenger RNA. The record is from the annotation of a GenBank genome assembly. Lineage: Eukaryota; Fungi; Glomeromycota; Glomeromycetes; Diversisporales; Gigasporaceae.